This is a messenger RNA of Cyphellophora attinorum, 1611 nucleotides long. RefSeq names its product General alpha-glucoside permease. Gene Ontology annotation, biological process: transmembrane transport; carbohydrate transport. The coding region runs from base 1 to 1611 and encodes 536 amino acids. The transcript has 7 exons. Lineage: Eukaryota; Fungi; Ascomycota; Eurotiomycetes; Chaetothyriales; Cyphellophoraceae. Gene Ontology annotation, cellular component: membrane. The record is from RefSeq and is a predicted model, not a curated record. Gene Ontology annotation, molecular function: carbohydrate:proton symporter activity.
AUGGUCGAAAAGACUGCCGACGAUGUCGUCGCCGCCGUACCAGGUGAAUACCACCAUGCAGAUCCGAAGCGAUCCAACAGCGUGGUCAUCAGCCGCGCCAGAGCUGCUACGGAGAAGGAGCAGAAGAUGUCUCUACUCGAAGGCAUCAGAACUUAUCCAAAGGCGAUAGGAUGGUCGCUGCUCAUCUCGCUGUGCAUUGCGAUGGAAGCAUUUGAUCUAUGCUUGCUGAAUACUUUCUAUGCCAUGCCGCAAUUCCAGGAAACGUUCGGGACUUUGCAAGAGGAUGGCUCCUAUGAGCUAUCCGCCACAUGGCAGACUGGUCUGUCCAACGGGACACAGUGCGGCCAAAUCAUCGGUCUCAUAAUCAACGGCUGGGUCUCAGAAAGAUUCGGCUAUCGCUACACCUCCAUCGGCUGCCUUACUUUGAUCGCGGCCUUCGUGUCCCUACUCUUCACCGCAACCACACCGCAACAACUCUUGGCGGGCAACAUUCUGUGCGGAGUGCCAUGGGGAGUCUUCCAAACGCUCUGCAUCACCUACGCUAGCGAGGUCUGCCCCGUCGCCCUCCGCGGCUAUCUCACCACCUGGGUCAACUUCUGUUGGGGCCUCGGUCAGGUUAUUGGUGUCGGCGCCGUUCGAGGCUGUCUCGACAUCGAAGGUCGGAUGGCAUGGCGUAUCCCAUAUGCGCUCCAGUGGAUCUGGCCUGUGCCAUUGGCAUGUGGGAUCUGGCUCGCUCCGGAAUCACCCUGGUGGUUAGUCAGAAAAGGCCGACUUGAUGAUGCAAAGAAGUCUCUGUUCAGACUGACGAGCGUCAAUCGACAGCACGACUUUGACGCCGAUGAGACGGUGGCAAUGAUUGCUCAUACCACCCAGCUCGAGCAGCAGAUCGCCUCCGGUGCGAGCUACCUGGACCUAUUCAAGGGCACGGACUUGAGGAGGACCGAGAUCGUUUGCAUGGUUUGGGCCAUUCAGAAUCUCUCCGGGAACAGCUUUUCUGGCUACGCCACGUAUUUCCUCCUCCAAGCAGGCCUCGACCCAGCCAACGCCAUGAACUUUACCCUUGGUAAGCAUGGCAUCAACAUGGUCGGUGUCUUCGGUGCAUGGUUCCUCAUGUCGCUUGGUGUCGGCCGCCGCAGAUUCUUGGGGAUACCAAGUGACCGAGAGGCCGCCUCAAUGGCGACAGGGUGUAUCAUGCUGGUGUGGGCGCUAUUCUAUCAGUUGACCGUUGGGACGGUCUGCUAUAGCCUUGUCGCCGAGAUCUCCACGCGCCGUCUGCAGAUCAAGACCGUCGCGUUCGGUCGUGUCUGCUAUGCAGUUGUCGCCAUCAUCACCAACGUCCUCACUCCUCGGAUGCUGAACCCGACUGCUUGGGACUGGGGAAAUUACGCCGGCUUCUUCUGGGCAGGCUCCUGCUUCCUAUCGAUCAUCUACACAUACUUCAGAGUACCCGAGCCACGCGGCAGGACGUUUGCCGAGCUGGACUUGCUGUUCGAGAAGGGUGUGAGCGCGCGAAAGUUCAAGACAACCAAAGUGGAUGUGUUCGAGGAAGACGUGGGGGGUGGUGUCGUUGGGGAGGUCGAGAAGAAGUUAGGUGGUGAAGAGAGGGUCUGA